Molecule: messenger RNA, 888 nt
Organism: Cannabis sativa
Lineage: Eukaryota; Viridiplantae; Streptophyta; Magnoliopsida; Rosales; Cannabaceae
Product: dehydrin Rab18-like
Exons: 2
Coding region: 130-627 (165 amino acids)
Biological process (GO): response to water
Source: RefSeq, a predicted model, not a curated record
CAUGCACGUAAUUGAGCUCUUGAAGCCUAUAUAUAAAGAGCCUAACCCAACUCAAAUUUCAAUCCAUCACACUACAAAAACCACAAAUAUAAUCAUAAAAUAUCAUUUUUGUUUUAAGAAGUUUGAAAAAUGUCUCAUUUGCAAAACCAAUAUGGGGCUACUACAGUAACACCCCAAACUGAUGAGUAUGGGAACCCAAUUCAACAUAGCACUACUACAACAGGUGGCCAUAUGAGUGGAGGCCAUGGUGGGGCCUACGAUACUACUGGUGGUCCUACCGGAGUUGGUUACGGUACCACUGGUGGUACUGGCACUGGCACUUUUGAUACUGGUCUUGGCGGACACCAGCAACAGAGGCUUCAUCGAUCUGGAAGCUCUGGCUCCAGUUCUUCUGAGGAUGAUGGGCAAGGUGGAAGAAGAAAGAAGGGACUGAAACAAAAGAUAAAGGAGAAGCUGCCAGGUCAUCAUGAUGAUCAAGGUCAGCAGGGUCAUGUUGGUCAAACUUAUGGAACUUCAACAACUACAGCUCCCGGUGUUUAUGAUGAGACUGAGCACCAUGAGAAGAAGGGAAUUAUGGAAAAGAUCAAGGAAAAGCUACCUGGUGGUGGUGGUGGACACCAUGAAUAAUAAAUAUGAACAAAAUACUAGUACUUCAACAUCUUAUAUAUAUAUUUAUAUAUAUAAAGUGUGUUUGUUUGAGUUAUUAAUAAUGAUGAUCAUGAUCGGUGUGUGAGUGAUGAGUGUGUAUGCAUAUAUGUAUGUAUAUGUAUAUGUAUUGCUUAUUCGAUCGUCUGUUGUAUUACCCAGCUGUAAUAAUAAUAUAUAUGUUGUGCUUUUAUUAUUAUUACGUUUGAUCAGUAUUAAUAUAUAUACAACUGAUUUCGUGAA